Pelmatolapia mariae (spotted tilapia) is the source of this 3117-nucleotide messenger RNA. Its product is annotated as arrestin domain-containing protein 3-like. NCBI's taxonomy places the organism in Eukaryota, Metazoa, Chordata, Actinopteri, Cichliformes, Cichlidae. The coding region runs from base 164 to 1180 and encodes 338 amino acids. Gene Ontology annotation, biological process: protein transport. Gene Ontology annotation, cellular component: cytoplasm; plasma membrane. The transcript has 6 exons. The record is from RefSeq and is a predicted model, not a curated record.
GCGAUCCCCUCGGAGUAACGCGUAUGCCUACGCAGUUUUAUUUUUGCUGUUUAUUAAAAAGUUUUUCCAUUCGGCCGUUCUCAUUUUCUGUCCGAUUGCAUUUAUCAGACGUAUUAAACCUUUUCUUUCCUGUAAGACUUGUCUUUAGUUUUGUUUCUCUGCGAUGUUCGAGCAGACGAUCCGAAAUUUCAAAAUCAAUUUUAUCAGGCACGAUGGACGAAAUAGUUUUUCCAGUGGCGACCAAAUCAUAGGACACAUCUCUUUUGAUCUGACAAAGGAAACAAAGAUCACUUCAAUAACAAUGAGGCUGAAGGGAAACGCGAAUGUGCACUGGACCGCCGGAGGAGGUGGAGGAACGAGGAAACAUUACUCUGCAAGGCUGGACUUCUUCGACUUAAAAGGAGUUAUUUUGCAAGAAGACAGGGGUAUGCUGUUACUGGUGCUGUUUGGACGCAGUGAUACAUGGCAAACAAACAGUCACUGUCUUUGUCCUUUUAUUAUAGCUACUCGUGGGACAAAACUUCAACUCGGGACGCAUGUGUAUCCGUUCACAUGUCCGCUCCCACUAGGAAACUUCCCAUCGUCCUUUCAUGGGGUUCACGGAAAAAUAGUGUAUACCUUGACAGUGGGCAUUAAUAGACCGUGGCAUAUGUCCAAGGACUUUGUGACAGAGCUUAACUUUGUAAACCACACUGAUACCAACCAGCCAGGGUUGAAUGCGCCACUCUCAGGUUCAAACAGCGUGACACCGUGUAGCUUGUGGUGUAACUCCAGUCCCGUCACUCUGACAGUCAGUGUAGCGAAGAAAGCUUUCACCCCUGGCGAAACAGUGAAAAUAUUUUGUGAAUUUAGUAACCCUUCAUCUAAAACAGCUACUCCGAAGGUGAAGCUGCAACAGAAACAGACUUUCUACACCCACAGUAAGCGCAACAGGAAGAUGGCUAUCAAAAAUUUGGCGUAUGUGUCAGGGGAACCUGUUGGUGCUCAGGUUUCUUAUGUAGGCACUGAGAUCAUGCUCGCUAUUCCCUCGUCUGCAUCUUUAACCAUCUCAGAGUGCAGCAUCCUGGUUGUUGAUUACAUUAUUGAGGUUAAACUCCACGUAGGAGCAUUGGAUGAGGUCGUUGUGCUGUUUCCAAUCAUCCUGUGUGAUACCCCCGUGCAAAGUUAUCCCCCAGUAUGAUUCAACACAAGGUGUUUUUGGGGAUCCACAUGGAGCAUAUCGCCACUGCUCUUCCUACAUGUGUUACUGUUCAUAUGCCAUUCAUAUGUUGAUGACAUGCAGUUAUAGAUGUUAAUUUCCUCUGAUGACCUCGAUGCAUCUUUCAUUUUAUCGUAACCAUUUUUGUUUUUUACCUGUUUACCUUUUUUACUUUAAAUUACUUAGAUACUGUUUGUGCUAGAGACAAAUUGUAAACAGUUUACAGUUUCUUUUAGUCUGCUUCACAGCUUACUGAUAUCUGGUGUAUCAUUGAAGCACAAAGCAUUCACAAGCUACUGCUGUCUGAACACAGAUAGAAAAAUCAGCUCUGCCUAGAUUUUAUCGUGCGCUGAUGAUACUUGUUUGAUGAAUUGGUUAAUGAAGAUGAUACAGCCUAUCACCAUUUUUAGUAGGCAUAAAUAAUUAAAAUCUUUUCCCAAAUAUGACUGGUUAUACUAAUUAUGUGUUACCUUAACUUUAUAUUUUCAUGUUGAUUAUACCAUUUGUAGCUUGUGUGUGUGUAUAUAUAUAAAGUUAUAGAACUUAAAAGAUUUAAUGGUUUACUUAUUAUUUACUUGUUUGUAUUACCAACAGAGUCAUUAUAAAGCUCUGAAGGCUGCUUUAGAGUCCUUCAUGUGUUUCUGCAAGUGAAACAAAUAAAAAGCUUUAAUUUGGACAGAAUUCAGCAGAAUUAACAUAAUAAUUUUAAUAUUUAUUAUUAUUUUUGUUGCUAUUAUUAUUUUUAUCAAAGCCAUUAGGAGUCACCGGAGCUGGGCGAAGGAGGCUGCUUAGCUGUAGGUUCAAGACUCCUGACAUGCAUCCAAAAUGGGGAAUUUAUAUCUUAUACAGAGUCUCAGGAAGUGGUUGAUGCAUUCAUCUGAGUUUGGAUAUUAAAAACUAGUACAGUGACUUUAUGUUAUUAUCAGAGCCAGAGUUUGCACAAACACAGAACAUUUGAAUAUCUGGUGACUACAAUGGCAUCCAGUAGAUUGAAGUAAUACACUCAAAAUCCUUUUAAUAGUCAAUAGAGCACCUUUAUGCUUGUCUUCCUAGUAUGGCGAUGACUUACUCAUUUAUUAAAUCCCGCUAAGGCCUCUAAGGUCAUCAGGCAGAGGUCUUGUAACAACACUCAGAAUAAGAUCCAAAUCUGGCGCGGGUGGUUUCAGUACUCGCUCUUACAGAACUUCAAAUAUAUUCCCACACCUGUGUCAGAAGACUGUAUAUUUGUAUGCUUUUAUGUGUGUGUAUGUGUGUUUACUGAUGCUUCUUGUACAGUUUAUUACAUAUGUGUUAUGUGUUUUGAGUGUUAUGUUUGAUGUACAUCAGGUUUAUGCUUUAUAAUCUCAAAUUCCACUUUUUUUUAAAUCAUGCCUACAGCCGUCUGUUACCAAUUUUCACAUGUUAUUGUGAAUGUAUUUGUAUAAGGUGUGCUGUACUGCAAAGCUGCCAUGGUGCGCAUUGGGUGCGCAUGAGUUACAGCGUGUAUCACUGCAUUCGGGUGAAGGUCAAUAAGUGUUGGCGUAAGUUUAAUAAAAUCCUUGACCUUUCCAUCUCUGAGAAAAUAUGUGAUGGCUGUCAGAAGUUUAAUAAAUCAUACUAUGGAGUUUCUAACACUAAAUUUUAAUGGAGAGAGCCAGUAUAAACUGCAAGACUGGAGGAGAAUAGCCAGGUAAAGGAUGUUAAAACUGGAAAGUCUUAGAAUUGGAAAUCUUUCUUUCUAUCUACAUGAUGUAAAUAGUCUGUGGCGAAGUUUUUCAUCAUAGUGACUGAAGAAAAAGGAGACUUGUGUAACAGUGUCUUAGUCCAGUUUCAAACAAAUGAUCAAAUUUAUAAAUUUAUAUGUACAUAUUCACAAAAUAUUCUGGCAUGCUGCAUGUUAUAUUGUCAUCAUUUGCAUUUCAACUGUUUAUAAAAAUAAA